AUUAACCCCUACUAUCAUUAAAGUUUAAGCCGACUGGGUCUUAUCGUUAUCAAUAAAAAUUUCAAUUCACGGUUGAUAAGCCUAACAUAACAAAGAUGGCGGGUGUAGGGGUGGGCUUUUCGUUAUUGUUGCAGUUUUUAUUAUUUUUAUGUACUUAUGUGCGAUCAGAAUCCACUGAUAUUCAGCUAGAUGUCAAAGCUCAAACUCUCCAUCGAAUUGACAGUUUUAAUUUAUUAGUAUACACUUUUCUACUAACUUUGACAGUUUUAACAAUAUGGCUUUUUAAGCAUAGAAGAUUGAGAUUUAUCCAUGAAACAGGAUUAGCAGUCAUAUACGGGCUGCUUGCUGGCUGCUUUAUCCGUUAUGCCACACAUAUUACUCCUUUGUCGCAUUUAUCUGUAGUAGCAGCUAAAUCAGAAGAGUAUAAUGACUCGCUACCCCCUGAUACUCUUCGAUUUUUUUUCAGUUCCAAAGACUUACAUAACAGAACUUAUGCUUAUUCGUUUAGAGGAGGAUUAGAGAAGAUAACAGGGAAUGCAAUUGAUAUAAAGGCCACGUUUGAUCCUGAGCUGUUUUUUAAUAUUAUUCUUCCGCCAAUAAUAUUUCAUGCAGGAUAUUCCUUAAAAAGAAAAUAUUUUUUUCGUAAUCUCGGGGCGAUUCUUACUUAUGCUGUGAUUGGAUCUGCGAUUUCGGCCUUUGUUUUAGGCGUUUUGAUGUAUGGUUGUGUACAGUUUCUGCCAAUUGGUUUAAAGGAUUCUUUUACUUUUCUUGAUGCUCUUACCUUUGGAGCUAUAAUAUCGCCUACUGAUCCUGUUACGAUAUUGGCUAUAUUUAAUGACCUCAAAGUAGAUGUAACUCUUUAUUCCUUAGUUUUUGGAGAAAGUGUUCUUAACGAUGCUGUGGCUAUUGUUCUGAGCAGUUCCAUACAAAAUUAUGGAGAACAGUAUCAAAGUGGUUCUGGCAAGUUUGAACUUGAAGCGUUUCUCAGAGCAGUUGGUGACUUUGUUGGUAUAUUUUCUCUUUCACUGCUUAUCGGUGCGACAAUGGGAUGUAGCACUGCAUUGUUGACAAAGUUUACUAGAAUCAGAGACUUUCCAUUGUUUGAAUCGGCGCUAUUUGUGCUGAUGUCUUAUUCCACAUUCUUGAUUGCUGAAGCUUCAGAUCUCACAGGUGUUGUAUCUGUAUUGUUCUGUGGAAUUUUUCAAGCCCAUUAUACCUACAAUAACUUAUCAAGAGGUUCCCGGAAGAGAACCAAGCAGUUGUUCGAGCUUCUUAAUUUUUUUACUGAAAAUUUUAUUUUUUCAUAUAUUGGUGUAUCUAUGUUCACCUUUCCAAACCACAAGUUUAAUUUUGGAUUCAUCUUGGCUGGAUUUAUCUGUACAGCUAUCAGCAGGGCUGCUAACAUAUAUCCCUUGACUUUCCUACUUAAUCUUGGAAGAGAUCCAACGAUUGCAAUAAACUUUCAACAUAUGCUGUUUUUCGCUGGAUUACGUGGAGCAAUGUCAUUUGCUCUUGCUAUAAGAAAUACAGUGUCUGAAGCUCGUCAAGCUAUGCUUACAACAACAUCAUUGAUUGUUAUUUUCACUGUCAUUAUUCAAGGUGGAGCGACAAUGCAACUUUUGUCCAUCUUCAAGAUUCCUGUUGGUGUUGAUGAUGAAGUCGAAAUGCUACCUUACUCUGGUCCAGGGGGAGGUGGGCGAGGAACCACAUACGAUUCUACCAGGGAUACACAGAGGGAAGGAGGAGAUACCCCUAGUAGCCCUAACGUCGGUGAAAAGGCUUGGCUUGCCAAAGUCUGGGGAAACUUUGACUCGAACUACAUGAAGCCAUUACUAACUCACUCUCGUCCUACAUUACUCGAGACAUUACCUGUCUGCUGCAAUCCAAUCGCUAGAAUUCUCACCACUACACAACAAUUAACACAGGAAUCAUGCAGAAUUGAUUCCGAUUCUGAUCUAGGCCCAGAAGAGUCACAGAAUGGACAUCCUCGAAGAGACUCGGCAGUCUAUCGAAGUACAAGCCCUAUUAUAAUAACGCCGGGUCAGAUAACCCCAAUUAGCCGGCUGGACGCAUGACACAAAAGCUGCAUGGCUCUAGGCAUGCCAUCUCUCUUGGUUAUUGUAUAGUUGUUAUUUUGUUAAGUUUUUGGUUAUUUGAGUAAUUUUAGUUAUGGCUAGAGUGAACUUAUACCAUAUAUUAUUAAGCUUAGUUAAAGAAUGUUCAAUAAAAAAAAGUGCUUAUGCAAAGUAUUCUAGUUCUAUGAGUUGAUGUAUCCACGUUUUAAAUAAGUUAUUGUUAUUGCAUAAAUUAUCUUAAUGUUGUUAGUUUAUUUUUUUGUGCUUAGUUAUAAAAUUUGUAAGACAUUUAAGAAGUUCUUUUAACCAAUUUAUGAGGUUAAACGUUUUCUUCCACAUUUAAUAUUUUAAAAAAAUACUCUUAUUUUAAUCUGGAAGUCAAAGUGUACAUAAAAACAAUACUAUUUAUUUAUUGAUGAUAUUAUCAUCAAUGAUUUAUGUUAACAUCACAAAUGAGCCUGUUUUAAAUGACUGAACAUGAAUAGGUACCUUAAACUGCUAACUAGAUUGCUCUCAACCCCAAAGUAAUACAUUAUUAACAACACACAGAGUUUCAGAAAAUGGAUCAAACCAUGAGAAUUUUUUCUUAUAUUAUUGGGACAUUUUGCAUUACCAAGUAUUUUUCGCUGCCAAACAAAAAACAAUUGAGUCAGAAUCCUGGAAGAGAAAGGUCCUCUCUCCUUCAACAAUAUAUUUUAAAAACAGGGCGACAAUCUAUGAUUAGAAAGAGGGAAUAACAAUUUUGAAAGAAAAACGGCAUCCACAUGUAUGGAUAUAGAUUAACAUAGAUGAAACCAAAGCACCAGAAGUUUCUUGAUGUGAUAGUAAUAAACAUAAGACUGGAGAAUAAUUUUCUAUAUUUGUAAAAUAAAAUAUAUAUAGAACACCUAUUAUACAUAGAAAACAAACAUUUAUAAUUAAUAGUGUUUUUAUUUUUCUUUGGACGUUUCAGAGAUGUUUCCUCCCCUCUUCAGCAUCUGAUAUGACCCUUACUCUAUACCGGGGCAUGUUUGAUGCCAAUGAGAGGAACUAUAUCUCCAGGAAAUGUAUAAAUAAAAAUAAAAACACUAUAAAUUAUAAGUGCUUCAUUUCUUGAAUUUGACCUGUAGGCAAGGUUAUAGAGAAGAAUGAAAAAUAAUUUUAUUUAUUUAUUCCUUUAAAUAAUGUAUUUAAGACUCAAAUAUUUUAUUUUCAAUGAUCCUGCUCUAUGCAUCUGAUUUGGUAAUCACCAUGAAGUUUUCCAGGAUGUUAAAAUCAGACCCUUUAUGAUUGGUGUUCGGGCAGUCUGUUUCAGACCUAUAGGUCCUUUAUCGGCCUGAGGCUAAACAGCUGUAAUGUUUAAAUCAUGUAAAUUGAUCCUAAUAGAGCCAGUGGAUCAAUAGGCAGUCUGCCUGUACCAUGGAAACUGUUUUUACCAGCAUGGGAAUUUUGAAUUAUUCAAGAAAUAAUUGUUAGACACCUCAUCACCAUACCACAGACCUUUGUGGUUUGACUUGAUGUUACAAUAUUUUAUUCUGUAAUUUGUUAUCGAAAACCUUUAUAAGGUACUAGCUAAUAUUUUAUGUUGGUAGUCAUUAUGAUCAUAAAAUACAUCCAUAUGAAAAUGAUGGUCAAAUAUAGAGGAAAUAUUUGGACACUCUUAAAUCGAGAACAGAUUAUAAUUUCAUUCUUCAAUAUAAAUUUUGAAUAAAUCUCGACAUUCUCAAUCUGGCCAAAAUGUAUGGAUAACCUGCUGAAUAAUCUGGAUCGGUCAUAGGAAAUUAAUCAGAGAGAACAAGCAUAGUUUUGAGGCACUUAGCUUCCAAUGCCCAAGAUCUCAGGUUCGAAUCCCGGCUCAUGGCAGAAAAAUUAUUUAUUCUGUUUCAUCGGUCGUGAGGCAAUCCUGGGGUAAGGAGACCCUCCUGGAGCACACGCAGUCUCUUCAAAGUGGGUACUCAUAAUUAACAUAAUUAAUUAAGGGGGAAAACCUGGCAGUUGAGUCCUGGACCGAUCUCCUCUCCAGCACAACCGUUGGCCUUGAAACAGUACUUUUCCUAAAUAGUACUGAACGCAUCACCAUUCAUGGGUUGUUGUGAAACAGGUUUUUUUUUUAUCAGUACUUUAGGUAGUAUAUUUCUAAAUAAAUAUUGUAACAAUCAAAAACCUGAAUAAAAUAUAUUUUACUUAACCUAAAAAUAAAAUUUCAUUCGAAAUUUGCCACCCUCUUCAUUCUGAUCUUCAUGGACAUUAUGCUCUUUGCCCAUCCUGUAUCUAUCUGAUCCUGAGCAUAAUCCACCAUUACUAACCCUGUAGGAGUACAUAAGGGUAAUAAAUACAAUUAACAAGGUAUGCUCAAUAAAUAAUAUAUGCUUUAUUUAUCUGUGACACGUAACAAAAAGUACAAACAAACAAUUGAUAUUAAGAAUGCAAUAUGAAAAUGUUUUGGGAAGAGAGACACAAUGACAUACACAUUUGGUGCACUUAUUUUAGGGUUAAGAGACCUUCUAAAUUAGUCUUAAAAUGAUCAUUAUAUGUUGCUUAGAUCAAAUUAGUUUAUGCAAUAUCAUAUACAUUAUGGUUUUAACAUUAUGUAAAUAACAAAAGUUAUUGCUGACUAUAUUUUACUUGAAUUUAGACGUAUUUAUAUUUAAAGUCCUGUACCCAUAUAUGUAGAGUAUGAGUAGUAAAUUUUUUAAUUAAUUAUUGGAAUUUUACCUUACUUUUAAGUUUGGAUAUUAAUUUUUAAUUUAAUAAUUUGUGUUGUGAUUUAUUGUAAUUUCAUUGUGAUACAAUUUUAUUCAAUAUAAAUUUUAUCCUAAUAAAAUUAGGUAAUAUCCCAAGCAUAUCAAAUAUGUUAAGGCUUUCAUAUUAUUUUAAUAAAUUUUUACUUAAGAGGCAGAAUAAUGUAAAUACCAAACUACUGAAAAUUUGUUUUGUCAAAGCAUUCAAUUUCCAUAAAAUAUUUUUAAACUACAACCAAUUUAGUAUGUAAAUCAUAAUAUAUUCUGCCUUUUAUAUAGUUACAUAAUACUAGGUAGUUAAUAUUUUAAAUUGAGCUAAAGCAGCAUAAAAUACACAAUACUUAUUAACAGAAAAGUUUCUUAUGUUUGCUGUGAUAUUAUAAAGGCAGUUGAUGUAUUUUUGAUCUUAAAUGUAGAAACUGAUUUUCUUUGCAGCCAGACAGUGUGAGAGAUCGCGAGUUGAGCAUGAUCCAAACCCGUAUAAGCCUUCCAGGUUUGGGAGGAAAACCUCUCUAAAAAGGAGGAGAACGCAUAAAUUUUACUCUGUUUAUUAAUUAUUUUUAAAAUAUUGAUAAUAAUGCAUGAAGUGCUUUAUAACUUUUUUCUCAGAUUUAAAAAUCUGUUGAAAAUUUAUGAUGAAUAUGAAUAUCUUAUGCGUGGCAUAUUUAUGCUUCCUAUAUUUUAUCUGAUGUCAAAAACAUCCAAAAAAUUUCCCUAAUAUUCUUAUUCUAAUUCUAAUAAAAUUAUAUGUCACCUACACACCAAUUGAUAUAAAAGAGAAAUUUCAAACUCUUAAGAAGACUGAAGGUUGAAUCUAUGUCCUGUACUUAAAUUUGUUUAUUUUCUUUUUAAUUAAUAUUAUUUUCAUUUUAUGAAAAUGACAUACCAUUGGAAGGGAUGAUGAUUUGUAGAUGUUUCUUUUUUUUUUUUUAAUAACAAGAUCAUAACUUCUAGAUGUAGAUUUUUGUUCAUUAUAUUUAUUUAUACAAUGUUUUAUAUCACCUUUGCAAAUGUCUUUUAUUACUAGCACAGUUUAUUCUAUCUCAAUAAUUUUAAAAUGCUCGAAUUAAAAUAUAGAAUUUUAAGAUUUUAUUAUAAAUAGUUAGAGAACUAUAGAUUGUAAUUUUAUUGUUAACAAAUUAUAGUUUCAAUUAUGGAUGGUUUAUUUUGUAUUUAGUUUUGGCUGUGAAACUUACAUUACACUAUUGUAUGAUUCUACCUUUCAAAGCAUAUUUCAUGAAUAAUUUCUAAAGGUUAUUAUAUGAAAAUAUAUAUAUAUGUGGCUGUACCUUAUAUUAUUUAUAUUAAAGGAUUAUUCUGUCCAAAAAGGAUUUUUUAACGUUUUCAUCAACCUC
Messenger RNA from Nezara viridula (southern green stink bug), 6150 nucleotides. Lineage: Eukaryota; Metazoa; Arthropoda; Insecta; Hemiptera; Pentatomidae. The record is from the annotation of a GenBank genome assembly.